Molecule: messenger RNA, 2676 nt
Organism: Mesorhabditis spiculigera
Lineage: Eukaryota; Metazoa; Nematoda; Chromadorea; Rhabditida; Rhabditidae
Source: the annotation of a GenBank genome assembly
AUGUACGCCCGUAUCCACAAGACGGCGCCCUCGCAGGCCAAGAAGGUCUCCGGACUGGACCCGAUCGCUCAAGUGUCCAUUCUGAGCCCGAUUGCUAUGCUUCAAAGCGUGAUGUCCGACAUCAAGAGAAGCCUACUCGAUAUUUCGCCCGGCUCGAAAGGUGAUGGCGACGAUGAUGAGGACGACCACAGCGCCGAUCAGCCACCCCCGGAGACGUUUGCAGAAUUUUGUACACGCCAAACUCGAAACGUGCUACACUUCCUGGUAGAAGAUUGGUGUCUUUCGGCAUGUCUCGGAAUCAUCACUGCUAUUUUAUCAGUCGGAAUGGAUGUGGCGAUCGAAGAGAUUCAGCACUUGCACGUGGUCGUCUACGACUUUAUGGCCCUAAAUGUACCGUCAUUAGCCUUAUCCUCUUGGGUGAUACACGUCGUUUUCUUCACGGCGAUGUCGACGCUAUUUUGUAAAAUUGUUUCGGAGAAGGCUGUUGGCAGUGGCAUCCCCGAAGUGAAAGUGAUCAUGCACGGCUUCAAAAUGGAGGGCUACCUCACCUUCCGCACACUAAUUGCCAAGAUGGUCGGGCUGACGCUGGCGAUGGGAGGCGGGUUGCCGAUCGGAAAAGAGGGCCCUUUCGUGCACAUCGGAGCCAUCGUUGCCACGCUACUCUCGAAAGUCACCGCCUCGUGCCAAUAUUCGGCCUUUUUCUCGAAUGAAGGCCGUGAAAUGGAGAUGCUCUCCACGGGAUGUGCCGUCGGAAUCGCGUGUACCUUUAGCGCGCCGAUUGGAGCCGUCCUCUACGCCAUCGAAUCUACCAGCAAAUAUUUUGCGGUGAAAAACUAUUGGCGAAGUUUUCUGGCAGCCACCUGCUCAGCGAUCGUCUUCCGCUUUGCCAACUUUUUCGUGACGGCCGAGCAGAGUGGUACCAUCACGGCCUUCUACCAAACACGGUUCCCUACUGAGGCGUUUAUGAUCGAGGAGCUGCCGGUUUUUGCGAUUUUGGGGCUUCUCCUCGGAAUCUUGGCCGCCCUGUUCACCUACACACACAGGCGCAUUUUCCUCUUCCGCCAGAAAAAUCGGCUCUACCGAUUGAUCUUCAAAAAUAACUUCUUCGGCUUCACCCUGUUUUUCGCGUUUAUGGUCGGGGUCUGCACGUAUCCGAAUGGAAUGGGGAGAUAUGUGGCUGGGAAGCUAACCUUCCGCGAAACUAUGGCCGACUUCUUCAACAACUGUACUUGGAGCGCCAACGAUACGAGAGCAUGCGCCGAAUCCCUGCUUCACCACUGGAGCGGUGGCUCCGAGCGUGACCUCUCCAUCUUCCUGACGCUGUCCUGCUACGUGGUGAUGAACUUCUUCCUGGUCGCCAUUUGCAUUAGCAUCAACGUCCCGGCCGGGGUCUUCGUCCCCUCCUUCAUCAUCGGCGCGGCGAGUGGGCGUAUGACCGGGGAGUUCAUGCAGCUGCUAUUCCCGGACGGAUUGCGCGGCGCGGGUGGACCACCGAUCUACCCGGGACUGUAUGCCGUCGUUGGAGCCGCCGCCUACACCGGUGCUGUCACUCACACCCUGUCGGUGGCGGUGAUUGUCUGCGAGUUGACUGGGCAGUUGACUCCGAUUCUUCCGGUUUUGAUCGCUAUGUUGAUGGGCAACGCCAUCUGCAAGUUCUUGCAACCCUCAAUUUACGAGAGCAUCAUCCGGGUCAAGAAGUAUCCGUACUUACCCGAGUUGCCGCCGAGUCGAUUCAGUGUGCACACCGUCAAGGUCGAGCAGAUCAUGGUGGAAGACGUCAUCUACAUCACCAAGAACAUGACGUACCGCGAGUUGAAGGAGGUUCUAACAUCUGCACCUCAUCUGAGAAGCUUCCCGAUUGUCACUGAUCACGCCACAAAACUCCUCCUCGGCUCCGUAGCAAAACGGUACCUGGUGAUGCUCCUCAGACGUCAUGUGCUCGUCUCUCAACAAGAUAGCAAGCAAAGCCGACUCACUCCGGCCGACAUCAUCAACACGAUCAGAAGGACGUCGAUGAGGCUCUCCAAGCGGAACUCGGCUCGUCGCCAGGAGCAAGAGCAGCGGAUAGCCGAAAAAGCGCUGCAUCGCGCCGCUUCGAAUCGAUCGGCAGAGAGCGCGCCAAUGCUCGGCAAUCGGGAGGAGGAGCAGUACGUCGUGUCGGAUCGGACGUUUAGCGGGAAUACCUAUUUGAGCAUUUCACCCCUACACGCUCCGAACAACGUUCCGCUACACGCCGUCUUUACGCGGCCGUCGAACACCGAACUCCACAAGGACCAGAGCGAGGAGGAGCUGCUCAACCGGACGAUCGACUUGGAUGAGAUUGCCAUCGACUCUGCACCAUUCCAGCUUGUGCACGGGUCAUCGCUUUACAAAGUUCACAGUCUCUUCUCGCUCCUCGGCCUCUCCCAUGCCUAUGUCAGCGAUAGAGGGCGGCUGAUUGGAGUUGUUGGGCUAAAAGAGCUACGAGAUGCCUUGGCUCAUAUCUACCUGAGAGGUGUCUUGCCGGCUAAAGGCGAUCGGAAGCUGACUUCCGGGAUCGUGGGCGUUAUUCCGAAACAGGAGGAGGAGACGCAAAAGGACGAGGAGCCCGAAGACUCCGAGCAGUCCAACGGUAUCACCAUCCAAAUGGACGCCAAGCAGACCCACGGCAAUUCCCUGUCCGUCCCCUCAAAUGUC